Molecule: messenger RNA, 5406 nt
Organism: Amoebophrya sp. A120
Lineage: Eukaryota; Dinophyceae; Syndiniales; Amoebophryaceae
Source: the annotation of a GenBank genome assembly
AUGUGGAGCUUUGGUGCGGCCAGUACGUUUUUCGGGAACACUGGGAAUGGUGGGGGGGCGGGAGGCGGUCCACCUCCUCCUUCUCAAAGUACGAACAACAACAACGCGAAUGCAAAUUCUACCGCCGGCGCGGCAAGCGGAAACGUACCAAAUUCGGAUGGUGUCUCUGGUGGCUUUUUCUCCUCGGGCUUCAAUAUGACCUUCGGCUCACCCUUCCACGGCGGAGGCGGAAUGAGUUUUGGCCCAAGCAUACUAUUAGCUAAAAUCCCGCCUCCCUAUACUCGAAGAUGCCGAAGCUCGUGAUGCCCACUUGCGGGCACAAGGAAGUCAACGCUUACGCCCUUGAGUUGUUGAAUAGGGUUGAGCGGAACGCGAGCAGUCUACUUCGCAAUCCGCUGACAUGCGCUUCCGCCCAAGGUAAGCUGACGACGAGACACCUAUCUCUCAUGCGCCAUACCUACAGCACGACUGUUACACACCCAAAGUUGUAGAAGAUGUUUAAGAGUGAGGGGCCUGCGGUGCACUGCGACGAGACAAAGCUGCUAUGUGUCCGCACAUGGGCUUGGCAAAUUUUUCAUUUCAGUAUGGAGAGGAAGGAUUAGUUUUUCAUUCUGAUAAAUUUCACCGGACCCGGGCGGCAGCGGUGUUUCGCCUCCUGGGCCCUUUCCUUUUCCAGGAUUUCCUCCCGGCUUCAAUAUGAAUGUAGGCGGACCUCCUCCGCAGACGCUAUCCUGUACAGAAACGUUUCCACCCCAUAGUCAAGAUGGCAAAUCUGCUAGACAAAUCAGCAAGCUUUGGCUGUUCUUGCGCGUCGAGCUUUGGCUGUUUCGCAUAACAAGUUUGGCCUCGUUGUAGUGUGAUCCUGUUGAUGAUGAUGAGCUAGGUAAGCAGCUUCAUCACAGACGGACCUAGCACAUCGGGCUGGUCGGAGCCUGACAAAUUCCGAAGCACGACAGUGAAAUGCUUCUCAUGGGGCUCCGCAUGAGAAACAUUUUCAGCAUCAUGCAGAUUCAUUUAUAUGAGAGUGGGGCGCGGACGUUUUUACACAGGAUAGACGCACCAUUUUCAGCAACAUCAUCAGCAACACCAGCAAGCGCAGGCUAAGGCGGCCCGACAGCACCAUAGCAUGCGCACUUCUAACAACGGUGACGACAAUAGGUCCUCCGGGGGAUCCACUUUCACUCAAACAUGGUCAUGGAGCAAUGGAAAUGGAGGAAAUUACGGAAAUAACGGACCACCACCCGCUCCCGCACCGUCGUCUGCAGCUCCUCCAGGUAUUACAUCUGGAUGAAAAUUGAACAACUUAAACUUUUCUUCCUCUGAUCGUUUUCUGAUUUUUAAUCUUUAUGCGAUAUUCAAUUACGACCCAAGUGCAAGUGCAUAAAGCUUGAAGUUGUUACUUUCGAUUAUUUCUGCGUCAAGAUAUCAACCCCGACCAAAAAACUCCCCACCACCGAAGGGUCUUCUUCGACACCUUCGCACUCUGCGCGGCAGGAGCGACACCGCGGUAAUGCGUACCAGCAUCAGCAAGAAGCUACGAGGACCACUAGCAGAUCCAACGCUAGCUCCUCAGCUUCGUCAAACAGCUCCGCUGCGCGGGGGCGCAGCGGAGCAGAGCCACGCGCACAAGGUGGUCCCGGUCGCCCGCCACCGAACCGCCAACCCCCGCCUCCCGCCCGGGGGUCCGCCUCAGGAGUCGGAGCGACUUCCGUAAGCCCGUCGAAGGUGGAACGGCUACCGCCGCCCCGGAUCACCGUUCCGGUGGCGAUGCGCUCGGAAAGUUGUCCCAUCUGUCUGUGUGACUUUCACGAGCAGCCCCCAGAGAAGGCGGAACCAGGGUCGAGCAAUAGUGGGUUGCCGGCAACGCUCGCGGUUCGAUUGCCGUGCCUGCACUAUAAUAGGGAAGUGAGUUAUGAUCCAAGGGCUUCUGCUAGCCUUCACCUUCAGAAAAGUCGCAGUGCCGCGCAUCCGUAUGAUGCGGAUUUGCUGGGCUCCUCCGUCCGAAAAGCAACAGAAGCACGCGACGCGAUGAGUGGGAUCUUUUAGAGUGAUUCUGUUUUUUUUGGUAGGCGUAGUUUGUUUUGCAUGAUAACUUCCCAGGCAGAUUCGCAGGAUAGAAAGCGAAAGACAACUGCGGUUUUUUUUAAUACGUAGCCCGCGGGCCGCACUGCUCAUCUCUAAGAUCGCUCAUUUCUCCCCCAUAGGGACAUGUUUCAUCCCGAGUGUGCGGAGCAGUACCUAGAGGAGCACCAGACCUGUCCAGUCUGCAAACUCGACUUGCACCCGACACACGUGCACCGGAAGCUACGUCUCCGGGUUGAGGACGUGGGUUCGAUGCAAGUUAUCAUGAGGAAAAACGUCCCUAAAUCUGCUUAGAGAAUAUAGACAAGUCAGCUGCGAGUUUUGGCUGUUGCGCAUGACAGGUUAGGCGUCCUAUUGUAUAUAGUGAGGUCACCGAACGGCUCUAGCCAGGGAGUUUUUCUGCAACCAGUGCAAGACCGAAAAGGUCAGCACUCACGAAACCCGACCGAGUUACGAUCUUACUACGUGCAACGAGGGCGGAGCAACGUCGGGGCUACGUCGUGCUUGUGCGAAUGCGGGCGCUAUAGUCCAUGUAGUUCCUUUCUUCCUUCGUGUUACUGGGGUAACACUACAAAACUUUAGGGAAAGACUCAGAAUGAGUUCGCGCCACACCAUGCGGAUUCAUCUCCGCAUGUGGAGGCUUGUAAAGCUCUGACGAUGGUAGUACCAUCGGGAAAUGGAACAUUUGCAGUGCUGAAUGAUUGAUCAUCUUCGUGGAUCUUCAGUGUGUUUCACACACGACAUCAGCGCCGUCGUCAUCUUCGAUUCGUGCCGUUAGGUCGUGACUUUAAUGCUGGAUAUCUGCGAUCCACAACCAGACAGCAAAACGACCGGCAGUUUUCUGUCGGCCGGAUGUGUUUUGGAACAUAAAAAGUUUUUAUUUAUCAAUCGGGCGGGGCCUUGCUCACAACUAAGCCAGAGCGGAGUCUAUCGAUUGCCGAUUGAUGGAACGACGCAAGGGAGCCGGCAAAAGUAGCGCCCUUCUGAGGCGCCCAGCGCACCCAUUUUCGUCGAUUUGGGGCGCCCAAAAAGGGGCGCCGGAAAAAUGUAGAAAAAAGGAAAACCGCAAAGCCUCAUGGUAUAGGCGUCAUCUUUGCCUAGUUUUGGCCCUCGUGAAAGCCGCGAACAAAACCAGGCAUAGCAGAGGGGGACGAGGGGCAAAAAGCUGCGCUUUUUAAAACAAAAAAAAACAAAGGCCGGCAAAAGCUGAAAGCCAGUCCCCAUGCUAUGGGCCCGAUUUAGGGGGCUCAUAGGGCCGCCCCUGGAGGAGGCCCAGGGGGGGCAUAGCGUGCGGGGAAGCUCUUUCUCUUUGAAAGCAGGAGGGGCGCGACUGUCGGUCGUGUUUUUAGUGGUGCGGCGUGCCAUGCGGAGUAAUGUUAUGCGCGACGCUAUGAUGGACACAAAAAGUAAAAGAGCCAUCUUUUUUUUACACUCAAGGAAGGGCGCCGGUCCGAGAGGACGGUCGCGCCCAGUCAAAAAAACCCAGCGUGACCUCACUACCCCCGCCUCGGCGGCCAUAAUUGGUGGUCCUGUGUAGGUAGUUCAGCAGCCUGGCAGAUCUUGCGCAUGUUGAUGCUGGAUGGAUCAUCACAAAUUCCGAAACACGACUAGAGAGCGCUCCUUCUCUACUUGGGGCUCCGCAUGAGAAGUAUUUUCAGCGCGCAGACUUGCAUUACAGCGAGCUAUGGGGAGGGGACGUUUUUACAUCGGAUACAGGUCAAGGAGCUGCGCUACCUCUACGACUACAUCGGGAUCAAGCCGGACAAGAGUUUGGUGGAAAAGCCCGACAUCGUUGCCCACAUUCUUCGCUCAGGCUGUGUCACAGUCAUCACACCGCCGCGUGUAGGUACGGAUUUUGCGAUUUUUGCUGCGACGCGGUCAACGUCAGUCUCGAUGGUUGUAACGGGUGAUCUCCACUGACUUGUCAUUUCAUCAAAAUAAAAAUAUGUAAUAAUUGCUCUCUUUCUUCAAUGCUUCGCCGAAUGACCUUGACAGAUCAACUACCCGUGAAAGAGUUGAAAGUGAUGAUGCGCACGCUCGGCAUUCCCGCCUCUGGGUGCAUCACAAAGGAGGAUCUCGUUACUGCAAUCCGGAGGCACCCCUGGGUCGUUUUUGACGCAAAUGACUAGUAAGGGCCAUCAUGGCAUAGUAGCGAGCUCCUGCGUGCAACUUGACAUGUGACUACCUGUACAAGUUCAGACACAAGUCCUUCUCGCUGGUAUCGUCCACAUCGCGCUCAGAGAAACUACACCCUGCCUGAUAACAUCACUCCAUUGGCCACGACGAUAUCGUCCAGCACAUAACGCUAGACUCCAUUGUCGGUGUUCAUCCAGCACAUAACGCUAGACUGGCGCGCGGCGUUGGUGGUUUUGCAUUCAUUUUUCGCGGAGAUAAAAUAUUUGAAAAGCACGGCCUAGGCACGAACUCGCUUCACAGUCGUACGCUUUUUUUUUGCCAUCACUUCAGCCGAAUGGUCGCCGCUAGUGGUCUUGUCGUCCGUUGUGAGUGUCGGGCUACUAUGUGUCGUCCGUUGUGAGUGUCGGCAGUAUGAAUCCCAGGCGGUUUUAUUAUUUUCUUCCGGACCACGGACGACAUCCACAUCACCUCCGCAUUUACACUUCCUUUCCGCACUUCAUUACCCCGGCCUAGGUACCGUGGCGUCAGCUUCCGCCCUGCAUGGUUUAUGCGAACUACAUCGUGUGUCGGACUAGCCGACUUGCGACCACCUGCCAGGUUUUCGCACCAUCAGAAGUGCGUAACCCGGUCGACCUGCGAAAAAAAAAUUACAGAAGCCGACACGAUUAUUUUUCCGCUCGUGAUGAUGAUCUGCCACAACUUCCGCGUGUCGUUUCUGCGAGCAAAUAUGUGGCGGAUUUGUUUCACGACUUCGCUUCCACGCAAUGAAAUUGCUACAAUGAAACUAACAAGUUUGCUUGGAUACGACCGAAGCUGAUACAUUUAAGUACAUGCAUCGAUUUUUCUUGUUCCGACGAGACGGAGACCGACGAGUAACGAAGCUACCUCUUCUGAUAACAAUGAAAAGCGAUGGAGAAAAAGUAAAUAAAUAUAGCAAUAGAUCACCUUCGCGAAAAAGCAAGAGAUUUGCGAAAGAACCAAAUCGAAAUCUAAACUGAGCAUGUCCAAAUUAAUUUUUUCAGAAUUUUGUUGAUACUUACCAGCGCAGCGUGAAAGAAGGGGUGUGCAAGACUUUCAGUUCCUCUCGUCUGAUGUAUUUUUGAGGUAAGCACCGCGCACAGGAGCAAACCAAAACGCAGCGGAGCCGAGGAUGAAGUCGAAGUAAAUAACGACUAUGUUGGGGUUGAG